This is a messenger RNA of Aphis gossypii (cotton aphid), 2729 nucleotides long. RefSeq names its product nuclear RNA export factor 1-like. Gene Ontology annotation, cellular component: nucleus; cytoplasm. The record is from RefSeq and is a predicted model, not a curated record. Gene Ontology annotation, biological process: poly(A)+ mRNA export from nucleus. The transcript has 14 exons. Bases 94 to 2409 code for a protein of 771 amino acids. Gene Ontology annotation, molecular function: protein binding; RNA binding. Lineage: Eukaryota; Metazoa; Arthropoda; Insecta; Hemiptera; Aphididae.
CUUGUCGUCUUGUCGAUCAUAUUGAUCGUACACACUACACAGCCAUACACUAUACAAGUCUAAACUAUUACUGUAGAUGACUUACUAAACACGAUGACUAGUAGAUCGCGAGAACGUAAUGCCAUUAACAGAUUUCACAACAUCAAUUCUCGUAGUGAACGUUAUAAUGAAUACGAUGAUCGAAAUACAAGACCUUGCACUAGAGGAUUUGAUAGAUACUCAGAUCGUCAUGGUUAUAAAAAAAAGGUGACAUUCAAAGCAAACAACAAUGGAGGAAAUCAAUAUCGUAAAAGUUGGGAUAGUAAAACUGACUUGGUUCGUGAUCAAUUGGAUGGUGAAUUUUCUAUUCGAAAUGGACCAUCAAGAAAUAUUGCUCGUCAAAGGUCUUUUCCCGAAAGAAAUCUUGAACGAAGUGGUCAUUGUAACUUCAGAAAUUUACAGUCUUUAAGAGAAAGUAUUACUGGAUGGUACUCAGUAUUUGUGCCAAAUGUUGAAGAUAGUGACGAAGUUUUACAAAUAAUACAAACGUAUAACAAACCAGUUAUACUAUAUCCAUAUAAUAAACAAUAUUUCGAUAAUGCAUUAAGAUUUUUUGUUGAUGAUUAUAAGGUUGCUAACGCAUUGCACAACACUAGCUAUAAGAUAAAACAAAGAGAUGAUCGAAAAUUAAUUAUAAAGGUGUUACCAUAUUUGCCUCCACGUGGUCCUAUAUCAUUCACACCAGUAUCCAAUGAAGUAAGAGAGAAAAUGAUAGAAGCAAUGGCGACCAGUUACAAUCCUAGUACCAAGAGUUUGGAUUUGUCACGUUUUCAUACUUGUCCAUUAUUUACCGACAACCAACUGUUUGUACCAUUAAAUCGACCAGCAGUUCUUUUAGCAGCACUGAAUAUAGUUGCUCAACACACCAAACAUGAUUUGUAUGGCUUAAGUCUUGAAAAUAAUCAUAUUUAUUUAGGGGAAGGUCUUGUAUGGAUACGUAGAUUGUUUCCUGAACUGAAAGUGUUGGAUUUGGCUGGGAAUAAAUUUUCUGAUUUAAAAGAGUUAAAGUGUCUUUCUGGUUUUAAUAUUGAAGUGCUGAACUUGCAAGGAAAUCCUCUGUGUGAUACAGUAGACAAAGAGCAGUACAAAUGGAACUUACAACAAUUUUUUCCUAUGCUGAUUAAGUUGGAUAAUUCAGAACUGCCAUCUCGAUACAGUACCAUUGGAACCAAAUUUAAAAUGCCAAUUCACUUGGGUAAUUGUUACCCAAUACCAGAAGGCCAUAACCCUGAACUACCAAAUCCUGUGAUGAGUUUAGUUGAAUCUUUUCUCACUCAAUACUAUGAACGUUUCGAUAAUCAAGUGUCCAGGCAAAUGGUUUCAGAAGCUUACCAUGAAAAUGCCACAUUUACAUUAUCCAGCAAUUUUCUAUUGAAAAAUGUCAAAGGUAGUUUAUCACAAUAUUUGCCUGAAAGUAGAAAUUUUUUAAAAAAUGAUAGAAACAAACAAGAAAGAGGUCGUUAUUUACACAAAGGCAAAGAAAAUAUAAUUAACUUUCUUGACAAGUUACCUAAAUCCAAGCAUGAUCUUGGCUCAUUUAUAGUUGAUGUUCCAUUGGCAAAUGCUGCAAUGAUUCAGAUUGUACUGAAUGGUGUAUUUGCUGAAGACUUUAAAGAAACCAACCAUAGGCAUGUAUACCGUUCAUUCUGUAGAACAUUCUGUAUAGUAUCUGUUGGAAGUGGUUGGAGUAUAAUUAGCGAUAUGUUUUUUGUAACAAUAGUCACCGAUGAGUUAUUAUUAGAGUCUUCAAAACGGUUCCAUGUUUUUAAACCAAAACCAAUUUCAUCAAAAAGAAAUAAUUCUAAUGGUAACAACAACCAAAAUGUAACUAUGUUUAUGGAGGAUACAGAUGAAAUGACUGGCAUGGAAUCAUCGUCAUCUUCAUCCAGCCAGCAGCAACCCACACCCAGCUACCCACCACCAUCUUAUCAGCAAUCCACAUUUUCAUCAUAUCAGCCUCCCUCAAUGACUGCUCCUAUGAAUCCACAGCAGCCAUCACCCUAUCAAGGGGGUAUGUCGACAUCUACUCCACAGAUCCAACAAAUGGCACCUGUUGCUACUGUAAAUUUCCAACCAGACUCACAACAGCAGCCAACUGCCUCAUUUAAUAUGUUUAACACAAUAUCACCUUCAACUCCUGCCUCCUUCCCUGUAAAUCAAUUAUCUAAUGAAAGACCUGUAAAUUUGACCAGUGAUGUUAAUGCAAAUCCUGAUAAGAUGACUAUGGUUAAGAGUUUUUCAAAUGAGUCUGGAAUGAAUAAUGAAUGGGCUAAAAAGUGUUUAGAAGAAAAUGGAUGGGAUUAUGCUAAAGCUGCUGCAUGUUUUUCAGAACUGAAACCUAAUAUUCCUCCUGCUGCUUUCAUACAUUAGUAAACAUAGUUUGAUAUAAAUAAAUCUUUCAAUUUUUUCGAUUUAUUUUUCCAUAUUGUCAAUAAUUUUAAUAAAAUAAAAAAAAAAAAUGUAUAUUUACUAUUUUGUGGAACAACCAAAACCAUAUUUUUUUAUCAUAACAAUUUUUUUUUUGUUUUUUUUUUGAUUUUUUCCGUCGAGUUUCAUAAAUAAUAUAAUGACAUUAUAUAAUAUUAUAAUAUAGUAGUUAUAAUAGUUGUUUGUAUCUGGGGCUACUCCGGAGAUAUCAAAAAUCACAGCUAAAGGGCACUGAAAAUAAUAAAACUGAACAUCUUAUUAAA